AUGGCUUCCGAAUCCGCAAGCGCAUCCCAGUGGCUCUCGCCAUCUUCGCGACCCGAGCACAUCGAGCAGCUCAUCUCUGGCGUCGACCGAUACAAUCCUCAGAACCUCGAUGUUCUGCACGACUACCUCGCACAACAGCUCGACGACGGCUCCUACGAUCUCCUUGCCAACCUCGCAAUUCUCAAACUAUACCAAUUCAACCCCAACGACUUCAACUAUGUUGUCGUGAUCAACAUCCUCCUCAAGGCGCUCGUUGCCGCUCCCCUUCCCGACUUCAACCUUUGCAUUUCCCUCCUUGGUGAGGCACCGUUGCCCACUGUCCCCGUCAAGGCGGAGAAGGAGGUCUCCACCGGCGAUGAUGCCGCCUCGCUGGCCGGCGAUGAUGAGGAGGAGGUUGUUGAGAAGGCCAAGGACGUCGCUUCUGCCGGUCACCUCACCGACCCUUUGAUUGUCCGUCUUUCGCAGCUCAGCACUCUUCUCUUCCAGGCCCGCUUCCGCGAGUUCUGGUCGACAUUGGCCAGUGAAGAGUGCUCGGAUGUUCGCGAAUACGCCGCUAAGAUCAACCAGUUCGAGAAUGCCGCACGCAAGGUUGCGCUCAACUCGGUCAAGGGCUCGUUCACCUCAAUCAGCGAGAAGCGCAUCGGCAGCUACCUCAACCUUUCGGGUGCUCAGCUCGAAGAGUUCAUCAACGCACAGGAGGGAUGGAAGCUUGCCAACGGCACCGUCACUGUUCCUGCCAACCCUGAUAACGAGAUCAAGGCUACCGUGAUCCGUGAAGAGAUCACACUGGACCAGAUGCAAAAGCUCCUCUCGCAGGCACAAUCACCUCUUCUCCGCGCAUAG
Ustilago hordei is the source of this 843-nucleotide messenger RNA. RefSeq names its product Eukaryotic translation initiation factor 3 subunit K. The record is from RefSeq and is a predicted model, not a curated record. The coding region runs from base 1 to 843 and encodes 280 amino acids. The transcript is spliced from 2 exons. Gene Ontology annotation, biological process: regulation of translational initiation. NCBI's taxonomy places the organism in Eukaryota, Fungi, Basidiomycota, Ustilaginomycetes, Ustilaginales, Ustilaginaceae. Gene Ontology annotation, cellular component: eukaryotic translation initiation factor 3 complex; cytoplasm. Gene Ontology annotation, molecular function: ribosome binding; translation initiation factor activity.